CGAAAAAGGCGGAGAGUAGUUCGUUAAGGCGAGGCGUCCCUCUCUUUUUUCCUUCUCGCUGUAAAACCAAAAAGCAAUUCAAUCCAAUCCGAUCGAAUUGGUGGUUGUGGUUAACGGCGGAGCUUGUGGAUUCCGGUGAUUGUGCUGCCUCUGUGCGCGACAGCCGGAGUGCAGUGUGUUCUGAGAAUCGAGUUUUAAUUUAUCGAUUUGUAGAGCAAAGCGGACGGUGAGGAAUGGCGUACAGGAGGAAGCAGGGGCUCACAAAGUCAUCCACAUUCAAGGAAGAGAUUAGCCGGGAUUCUUCGGAAGAUUUAGACGACACUUCUCAGACGUCGCCUUCGCUGGCAGCCAAGGCGAUCAGAGCCUCUGCCGCUCACCGUGACUCCUCCCUCUCCUCCGCUUAUUCUCAGUCCGCCUUCCGCGACGAAUCAAAGCCUCAGGGUUCUCCCACCUAUGACUAUACCUCGAUGAAGGGUUCAGAUGAAGUCGGCGGUUUCUGGGGUGUUCUAGUUAGGAAAGCUAAAGCUAUUCUUGAGGAUGAAACCAUGUCCCGGGAGUUUGAAGCCACACCAAAGGCCAACCAGGAAGGACGUAGUAUUGUUGAGAACAAAACUGCAGACAUCAUUCAAGAAACACGCAAACCACAGAUAAGGAGAAAUGGAACUUUCCCCAGUGAGCAAAAUCAGGGCUCUUGUGUAAUGAAGCAAACAAGUAAUGAAGAUCAACUCACGGAAUCUCGCAAAAUGGCAGUGGCAACAGCUGCCAAAGCUAAGCUUCUUCUGCGAGAGCUGAAAACUCUUAAAUCAGAUCUGGCCUUUGCAAAAGAACGGUGUUCUCAGCUGGAAGAAGAAAAUAGAAAGCUUCGAGAGACUGACCAAAAGGGAGACGAUCAUGAUGAUGAUGACAUGAUACGCCUCCAGCUUGAGACAUUACUAGCUGAGAAAUCUCGGCUGGCAAAUGAGAAUGCUGUGUAUGCUCGUGAGAAUCGUUUCUUGAGAGAGAUUCUUGAAUAUCACCAACUCGCCAUGGAAUUUAUUGAUUGUGACGAUGACGGUGACAUUGAAGAGGUCACAGAAGUUUACCCGCCUCUUCCUGCAGUCUCAAAAAUGCUCUCUGGUUCUCCACCCUCACCUUCAUCCCCGACUUCCCCAUCCCGAAGCUCCUUUAUGACAAAGGGUCAACCGCAAGUAACAAUGGAUGUUCCACCAACUGAAGUUCCGCCUAGUCAUACAGUUCCUGAAGUGGAAGAUUCAACAAAAACUUGUUAGUGUCUGUGUGUUUUCCCUCUUUUUUUUCAUUCUUUCUUUCGUUGGAGAUCAGAGUAUUCGUGUGUAGUAUUAUUGCCUUCUCCCUUUCUGGUCUUUGGUAGGAGGAAGUAGGAUAGCAAACCAAAGGGGUUUGUGAGAGAUCUUUUCUCUUUUUUAUUUUUAUAAAUUGUAAUUAAUUGAUUAUUCAUUCUUGUAUGUAAUCAUUCGUAUGUACUAGAUUUUCUUUUGGGCCUGGUCUUAUUAUUUACGAAGUAAUAAAGAACAGAAAGCUUGUUGUGUUUGGUA
Messenger RNA from Ipomoea nil (Japanese morning glory), 1553 nucleotides. RefSeq lists its product as uncharacterized. The record is from RefSeq and is a predicted model, not a curated record. The transcript is spliced from 5 exons. The coding region runs from base 234 to 1268 and encodes 344 amino acids. Lineage: Eukaryota; Viridiplantae; Streptophyta; Magnoliopsida; Solanales; Convolvulaceae.